This is a messenger RNA of Drosophila serrata, 858 nucleotides long. It is a transcript of the gene Osi20, whose product is annotated as DUF1676 domain-containing protein Osi20. Lineage: Eukaryota; Metazoa; Arthropoda; Insecta; Diptera; Drosophilidae. Gene Ontology annotation, cellular component: membrane. The record is from RefSeq and is a predicted model, not a curated record.
AUGGCCUUCCGUUUCUCGUCCUUGCUCGCGUCCGGUGGAGUGGUGCUGCUGCUGCUGCUGGUGGUGGCCUCCACGUCGGUGUCCGGUGCUGCCAUCGAGAAUGCGGUAACUCCGCGCAUCCACAGCUCCGAUGAGCUGAUCUCGACCAUUGUGGAUAAGUGCUUCCAUGCCAAUGCCAUGCAUUGCCUCAAGGAGAAGGUGCUCAGCUAUCUGGACACGGUGGCCAAUGUGGAGGAUGAAGAGGUCAGCGGUCGCGCUUUGAGCGACGAUGUCAUCGACAAGGUUAUUGUGGACCGUCUGGGUCGCAUUCUGAACACCAACGAGAUGAGGCUUCAGCUGCCCCAGACUUUCUUCGCUGGCUCCGUGGUGACCUAUCGCUCGGAUCGAGGCUUCGACCUGGAGUUGCCCAAGGAUGAGGGUCGCGCCGAGAAGAAAAACAAGGACAAACUGUUCCUGCCCCUGCUGCUGCUGAUGAAGCUCAAGCUGAAGGUGGUCAUGCCCAUCCUGCUGGCUCUGAUCGGUCUGAAGGCCACCAAGGCUCUGAUUCUGUCCAAGAUCGCCAUCAAGCUGGUGCUCGGUUUCCUGAUCUACAAUCUCAUCCAGAAGCUGGGUGGCAUGAAGAUGAACAUGGUGCCCAUGCCAGCCCCAGUGCCGGCCAGUGAAUAUGGUGUGCCCAGCACCACGGCCUCAUCGUAUGAUCCCAGCAGCUGGGAGCCCAUGAGCGGAGGUCCCUAUGCCCGCUGGGACUCGCAGAAUCUGGCCUAUAGCUCGUACCAUCCUAGCAGCUCGUCGUCCUACUCCUCGGGCUCCUCCUCGGGAUCCUCGGGCUCAUCGUCCAGCUACAGCUCAUCCUCUUAA